GUGCCCUUCAGAUGUUUAGAGGCUGCGGUUGUUGAGAGUUAUAGUAACAAUAGCUUCGGGAAACAGUGUCAAAGUUUCUGUGACAGUGGCUGAAGUGACAAUACACAAAGGGAGGCAGAGACGUGAAAGGAAAUAAUUCAACGGGGGCCAAGAUGGAGCUGGCAUUUUUUGUGUUUGGUUCUCUGUGGUACAAAGUGCUUUGUGAAGAGUUGUAUGUAACCACUCCAACGUCUGUCUUGCACAUUGAUACAUCAACUUCACAAACAUCAACUAUUGUUACCAAGGAGAAUGGGCGCCUGCUAGGUUUGGCUGCAGACUGGCGUGGGGAGAGACUGUAUUACACGGACGUGUCACCUACAGGGGGUGGUAUCUACACCGCCAACCUACAGGGAGGGGACGUCAGAAAACUACCAAUUCAAUACCCUGGCAUGGAACCUGUGGGGCUGGCGGUAGACUGGGUGUACGGACACCUGUACUGGACAGAUACCGUCUACAGGGCCGUUAUGAUGUCAAACCUUGACGGCACGGGACGCGUUACCAUAGUGACAGAAAACUUGAUCACCCCCCGUGGUAUUGCUGUCGACCCGAAAAGAAGAGAACUAUACGUUGGCGACCAAGGCAAACAUGCUGUACAGGUUUGUGGGUUGGAUGGAAGGAACUGCCGGGAACUCAACGUCACUGACGACAGCGCCACCUUCUGGCCAAAUCAGAUCGCUAUUGACUACGCCACUAAAAAAGUACUUUGGAUAGACGGUUGGGUACCAGCCUUGUAUUCUUGCUCUGUUGGGGGCACUGACUGCCAGAGGAAUACUGGAAACCUCUCCACAGAACUUGGCUCUAAUCCAGCGUUUGGUCUUGCUGUUGGUCAGAGUGGCCAGUUGUAUUUGUCCACACUGCACAACCAGUCCUUAUACAGGUCCAGUCUUGAUCUUGUGCUGACUGGCGUACAGAUAGCCUCUUCAGACACCAAGAUGUUCUUCUUGCUCCGAAAAGAAGCUGCUUCUGACCAACCAACAGUGGUCACUACGAACCCUUGUGCCACCAAUAAAGGGGGCUGCUCAGACAUCUGUGUUCCCCAUUCGGGGGACAGCUUCACCUGUACGUGUCCUGAUGCAUCGGGGAAACUACCGGUCAACAAAAUGUGUCAACCCCCAAACCAGUUUCUUCUCUUUACGGAUAUAUCAAAGGGCAUUGUGGGAUUGGCUAAUGUUGAUGAUUCUGAAAUUCAAACGACAAUAAUGCGAGCGGUUAAACCGUUGGCAGUGACUUACCACCAAAAUGAAAAGAAAGUUUACUUUGCCGAUGCUCGUCUUCGAACCAUCUACAAAUGCAACCUAGACGGAAGUGACGUAGAGACAGUACUAAACAGUUCUCAUGGAAUAGGCCAAGUGGAAGGUCUGUCCAUCGAUUAUCGUCAAAACCGGCUCUACUUUUCUAACAUGGGUUUCGAGGAGUAUGAUGGGGUGCUGAGAUCAUGGCAUACUAUUGAGAUGGUGGACUUGGAUACUAAAAAAAGACGGACCAUCGUUACAUCAUUAGAGAAACCCAGGGCUGUAGUGGUGGAUUCAGACCGCCGAGUUCUGUACUACACGGACUGGGGAAGUGCAGGUCACGUGGGUAAGGUGGCGUUGGAUGGUUCCAAUAGGGUGGUGCUAACUACAGCGGAGAACCCUAAUGACCUGAUCAUCUCUGACAAUAAGUUGUUGAUCAUCAACAACAAGCAGCCGACAGCAGAAAUCAUAGAAAUAGACCUGGCCAACUCUAAUAGUGCAAUUAGCAGACGUCAACUUUCUUCUGUGGAACCCCUGUCUCUUGCUGUUUCUGGGGAUAACCUUCUAGUCAGCUCUUUUACCGGAGGUCUCAAUAUCUACAGCAAGCCCAGUCUCGGUCAGACCUACAGCUCAUCCUUCGGACACUUUACACGAAUGAUCGUGGUGGACACAACGGACACGAUGAAGCGAGAUGAAGGAGUGUGUUCGGCUUCUGGAUCCUGUUCCGACAUUUGUGUGACGUCAACACAAUCAGAUUUUUUCACCUGCUUAUGCCCAACCAAUACAUUCAACGAACUAACAAUUGACCGUGUGUCCUGUCAAGAACCGAACUCCUACUUAUUAUUUGCUGACAUUGACGGGAUCAAAAUGGUCCCACAAGGCAAUACGGGCGACAACCAAGUCUAUACCAUUGUGUAUCCUAGCGCCGACUGCAGCCAUUUCUAUGGUCUUGUAGUGGAUGAUAACCAACAGUAUAUCUACUUCAGUGCUCUACAGGGAAAUUCAAUUUUCCGCGCUAAUGUAGAUGGUUCGGAUGUGCAGAAAUUUGUGACCGAUGCAAAUGGCAAAAUAACAAGUCUAGCUUUGUCUAGAGGCGACCUCUUCUGGACAACUACAAACAGCAUCGAUAACUCCACCGGUGCUAUCGUUCACUGUAACACAGAGGAUACCAGUAGAACAGUCACUGUACUGUACAAUACCACAGCGGAACCUCUAGAUAUCGCAGCUGAUGAAAGUAACAUUUACUGGACAGAAAGAGGUCGCUCUGGGGUAGAGCGAUUCGACAGACGUGUAUUCACGGCACGCUCCUCGGUAGAUGACAAGGUCCAGACUUCUGCCAUUGCCCUCACUGUUCCCUCCAGACAUCUCCUGUACGCCACGGACUCUACAGUGAUAAUUCGGCGGUUCCCGACCACCACUGGCACCACCAGUUUUACCUCAUCCCUGACGGACACUAUAGCAGAGUCAGGGGCGAGAACUCUGAUGGCCACGAGACAAUUCCUGUAUCUGUCUCGAUGGUGGGGGAACAGCACGGGGUUGGUAAGACGACAUGACCUCACCACCAUGAGAAGUUAUGACGUCACGAGAGCUGCUGUCCGGCCUGGACAGAUGGUUUAUAUAUCAAACCAGACACCUAAUGUGCAAGAUAAGGUGGGUAGCUGUCCCUCCAUUGGAUCCUGUUCAAGCACGGCCUGUUUCCUGGACGUGGACUGUUACGGUAGGUCUAAAUGCUGUGGUACAAGUCAAUGUACCAGGUGUUCACCCCCAGAGCAAGGGUUAAAUUGUAUCAAGGAUGGAGUCUUUAUCAAGAAUUCUGGAGGUGCUGUGAAUAUUGGCUGUGAGAAAUGUUCCUGUUUGAAUGGUAGUCUUACCUGUGACCCACUUGCCUGUCCGGACCUUGGUUCAUGUCCAACAGAGAACAAAAUACAACCAUCAUCUGGGUCAUGUUGCCCUCUGUGUUCUGCAAUAACAGCUUGUUCCAGUCCCCCUACAAUAGAAAACUGCCCCACCUCUGAAAAAUCUCUUCGCCUACCCAGCAACAGUGAUACGGUCAAUGUAACUUUAGAUGACGUCAUCUUUGCAACAACCUACGGAAGAAGCUGUUCUGGACAGAAAUUGAAGUUAGAUUUCACUGAUACUUCGAUAAAAUAUCGGCCGUACCUUCAGAUGGUCACUGUAUCUGCCUCAGAUAAACACGGGACUGCAACAUGUAAAAUUUCCGUUAAUGUCAUUGAUAAUACAAAACCAGCUUUUGAUUCCUGUCCGAAUGGAGUUUUACAGAUGUAUGUAACGGAGAGCAAUAGGGCUGUCACGUGGUCCCCGAUUACUGCCAGAGAUAAUUCGGGUGAUGUAAAAGUUACUGCAGAUACACAAAAUGGCAUAGAGCUAUCGCCUGGUUUAUAUGACAUUCAUUAUGAAGCUGUAGAUGGUUCGGGCAAUAGCGAGGCUUGUUCUUUCUCGAUUAACGUAACCAUGCUUCAAGCUUGCAAGAGCCCACCAAUCCCAUUCAACGGUCUUCUGAGCUGUAAAGACGCCACUGAGCUGACAUGUCUCUUGGAGAACUGUAAUGCUGGCUAUUUGAACACUUUGUCCAUUACACAAACCCACGCCUGUGAUCAGACUAGUGGACAGUGGGUCCCUCCGUUUCCUUCCAAUUUUACCAACGUCUGCGUCAAACCCGCACCGUUAAUCAUUCAGCGGGAAUACAUUUUCGAAUUCAGUUGUCCAGAUUCCAAAUUUGAUGAAUUAGAUCUACAGCAGUGUAUUUCCAAUGCUCGCCUUUGUCCAAGAGAUGACAUUAAACUUUGUGAUAGGCCAUUCAAACAAAUUGGGAGCUCAGUUGUCUCAAAUAGUCGUAUAGUGAUGUGGAUGGAAGGAGUUCUACCGUAUGGGGGUGACAUGGUGGGUUUAACUACCAGGAUGAACAAUUCUGGAGACAUGAUCAAAGAAUUCUUUCAAACUGGCGAUUUCAAAACGAAAUGUCCGAGAAUUUCCUGUGCUUUCUCGCGAGCUACGUCUGAGCCAGAUAUCAGAAAAUGUGAGGUUGGCUCCAAAACGUUUCUUGUUUCGGGAAAAGAGAUUUGUGCCCCGUGCCCUGCUGGAUGGUACUUUGCAAAUGGUGACUGUUCAGAGUGCCCUGCCAACACGUACCAGGAACGCACCGGACAGACCAUGUGUAUGCCAUGUCCAGAGAGAGGUUUCUCCGCGAUCGGUUCUUUCCUCCAAUCACAUUGUAAUAUCAAUGACCCACUUGUUACCUCAGAACAAACAGAUACGUUUGUGAUCAAAAUCGUAGCAGUUGCCGUGGGAAUAUUAAUAGUCAUUCUAGCUGCCGUGUCCAUUGUGUGCUUCGUUAGGAGAAAGAGAGUAUCUCAAAAAUAUCCCAGCGGAGGAAAUUUUGAAAACCCAGUUUUCAUGGGCCAUGGGAAUGAGGCAUUUGCAGGUCCUAGUGUUGACGAAUAUGAUCAUAUUACGGCGUAUAAGCUGCAACCCGUAACUCAGACUCAAAACCUUAACACUAAAGAAGGAGAUGGGUACUACGAAGGGGGAGCAACUCUGCCCAAUGAAGAUCACGCUUGCCAAAGUUCAGAAGCUGCUUCGAACAGGGAUUUAAACAAGGCGAUCCAAGAGGCCGACUACAGCCACUUUGAUGACUUCGACAGUCCAAAUGAACGACUGUUGGCUGACAGUGACGUGAAGAAGAACAAUGUGUACAGCAUUGUACAGCGGUCCUAACCCUCUCCUGAUUUUUCUUGGAAUAUUUUUCCUCUUUGGAAUAAAUUACGAAAAACGCUUUGAAGAAUCGCCAUCUAGAACUUACAUGUGUCUUGCUUUGAUUUCCUGUAAUACUGUUGUCGUGAGAACUCUAUCUUGAAUAUUGAUACCUGUGCUCUGACAUUAUCUAAUUUAAUAGUCCCACAUGUAUUAUAUACUCUGCCUAUUGAAAUCUCUUGUAUCCUUGUGCAUUAUAUUUAAUGUAAUAAAUUUUGAAAACAUA
Messenger RNA from Magallana angulata, 5268 nucleotides. RefSeq names its product low-density lipoprotein receptor-related protein 4-like. Lineage: Eukaryota; Metazoa; Mollusca; Bivalvia; Ostreida; Ostreidae. Gene Ontology annotation, molecular function: protein binding. The coding region runs from base 153 to 5006 and encodes 1617 amino acids. The transcript is spliced from 29 exons. The record is from RefSeq and is a predicted model, not a curated record.